CUGCGGGCGGCUGUCCGGGGCGGCGGCGAGCGGAGCCUGCGGUCAGGGAGUUCGCUCUGGGGCACGGCGGAGCACUUGGGAAUUGCCGGCUGCAGGAGGAGGAGGCUUUAGGCCAGUGGAGCUCUCUAAGUGGGUCAAGAGCACCGAAUCUUGGACUGUAACCUUCUCAAGCUUGAAUACAAACAUCAAGAACCAGUGAGGAAUUUGAGAGUCAAGACGUAAUCAUCCAAACUGAACCAAGAGGAAAGGAAAUAUUUGAGAAGGCUUCCAGCAUCUCAUGAAUGAACAAACGGAACUCGAUAAUGCUGGUUCUCCAGAGCCAGGUCUACGGCUCAGGAARGGACACAUGUCUGACACUGCAACAACACAGGCGGCCCUUGAAGAAGACAGCUCUCAAAAGAGACUUCUUUUAGAGGAGCCACCGCUGUCUUCUGAUCAGGAAAAUUGUUCUGAGGAUAACAAACACAAUGAUGAGUCACCUCAAGAAGAUGAAGGUUUUAUGGCCAUGUCACCUCUUCUGCAAGCCCACCAUGCCAUGGAGAGAAUGGAAGAAUUUGUGUGUAAGUGUUUCAGGAAACUUCAGCCUUGCUCCUGUAACUCUAGCCAGCCGGCAGAUCCAAGGAACCCUGCAGAAACACCCCCGGUAUGGGAGGGCCGAUGGAGAGUCAUUCCCCAUGAUGUUCUGCCUGACUGGCUAAAGGACAAUGAUUACCUGUUGCAUGGACACAGACCACCCAUGCCUUCCUUCCGGGCUUGUUUCAAGAGCAUCUUCAGAAUACACACAGAGACUGGCAACAUCUGGACACAUCUCCUAGGAUGUGUGUUCUUCCUUUGUCUGGGAAUCUUCUACAUGUUCCGGCCAAACAUGUCCUUUGUAGCACCUGUSCAAGAGAAAGUGGUGGUUGGGUUGUUCUUCUUGGGAGCCAUACUCUGCCUCUCCUUCUCAUGGCUCUUCCACACAGUUUAUUGCCACUCAGAAGGUGUUUCCCGGCUCUUCUCCAAGCUGGAUUAUUCUGGCAUUGCACUCCUCAUAAUGGGMAGCUUUGUACCAUGGCUGUACUACUCCUUCUACUGCAACCCUCAGCCUUGCUUCAUCUACUUGAUUGUGAUUUGUGUCCUGGGCAUUGCAGCCAUAAUUGUCUCACAAUGGGACAUGUUUGCCACCCCUGAAUACCGGGGUGUAAGGGCAGGAGUAUUUCUAGGUCUGGGUCUUAGUGGGGUAAUUCCCACUCUGCACUUUGUCAUCUCUGAGGGGCUCCUGAAAGCAGCCACAAUGGGGCAGAUAGGCUGGCUGGCACUCAUGGCAUGCCUGUACAUCACUGGUGCUGCACUGUAUGCCGCCCGCAUCCCGGAGAGAUUCUUCCCUGGCAAGUGUGACAUCUGGUUCCACUCCCAUCAGCUGUUCCACGUGUUUGUCGUGGCUGGCGCUUUCGUGCACUUCCAUGGAGUCUCCAACCUGCAGGAAUUCCGCUUCACAGUCGGAGGGGGCUGCACAGAGGAGGAUGGGAUGCAGUAGGAGCCUUCAGCCCAAGAUCAGAACCAAAAGAGAGCCGCCGGCGCGGGCGAAGCAUCCAGGCUUAGCAAAAGGAAUACCUAAGAAGAAUCCAAGUUUCAGYUGAUGAGGCAUUGGAGCUUCAUGGGGAUUCUGACGAACCAAGAUAAAUUCUAUACCUCAAGCAAUGGAAUAAAUCAAUUUGAAGACCAGGAAAUUCUGAAAACAUAAUUUAUUCUUGGGAUCUACAGAUUGAGCUACAGAGGACCCUUUCCAAAUCGGCUUCUGUUCAAUGCCAUAUUUAUUUGUAGAAUUGGGGAGGGAUAGCUUAGCAGUUUCCUUUUUUUUAAAAAAAGAAAAAAAUAGUCAAGGUUAAAUUUAUAUCCUCUUGGAGGGUUUGGGCGUUGAUUUUAGAUGCUCUUUUGGGAGAAAAAUUGUAAAUAAGAUUUCUAACUUUCUGUUUAAAUAAAAUUUAUAUAAAUGUUUUAAACAAUGGGUGGGGGGAAAAGGGUUUUUGUAAAGAAUGCAACAUGCAAGUACCACACACUGUUUCAAUUUUGCACAAAAUAAACGAUUGCAGGAGGACCAGGUAAAAUUCCCAGGAGUGAAGCAYGUUGGCCCUGUCGAUUUUCCUGGUGGCCAGCAUGCCCUGGGCAAUGUGGGGUCCUGGCCAGCACCUGGAGUAGGUUCAGGACGUGUACAUGAGGGUUGUGAAGGCUGGAUUAAUCACGGCGUCAUCCAGGUCACAGCGCAAGCAAAUGGAUUUGCUCCAGCAACUCGAAAGGGACAUCUGCUCCCUGCCCAAGUGUGUGGGACAGCUGCCUUCCCAGCCUGUGUGGAGUGGGGAGUUUGGGAUAAUGGAUCCUACAGUUGGUUGUUUUGGGUCUCAUCCUAUGAAUUGGAGCUAUAUGAUGGAAUAACUGCACAUGAAAUGGCAAACAGUCCAACUCCAUCAGUGCCUGCCUAYACCCAAAGGCCCCCAGUGAGAGGGUGGUUGCCAUUUGCACGCCUGCGUUGUUUGGUCUGAGGGGAUGAUGGUAAUAGACUUGUCAGAAGAUCGUUGAGCAUGUGAAGGGAAACAGAGGUGGGGUUUAAGAUGGACUGGGAAGAGGAAGCUGUGUGCUCCAGRACUUGGAGUUCAGGCACUGCAGACCUCAGGCACAUUACCAUCCUGUGUGUCAGGCUCCAUAAGCCAAGGCAGUUUGCAGGUUUUUCUUUUUAAGAGGAAUAGAUCCAUAACCAGCCCAGAGCAGUUCCU
This is a messenger RNA of Malurus melanocephalus (red-backed fairy wren), 2750 nucleotides long. It is a transcript of the gene ADIPOR2, whose product is annotated as adiponectin receptor 2. Gene Ontology annotation, molecular function: signaling receptor activity. The record is from RefSeq and is a predicted model, not a curated record. The transcript is spliced from 10 exons. Gene Ontology annotation, cellular component: plasma membrane. NCBI's taxonomy places the organism in Eukaryota, Metazoa, Chordata, Aves, Passeriformes, Maluridae. The coding region runs from base 278 to 1516 and encodes 412 amino acids. Gene Ontology annotation, biological process: adiponectin-activated signaling pathway.